CGGGAGCCGGAGUCGCCGCCGCCCGAGCGCAGCCGAGCGCACGCCGAGCCCGAUCGCCGCCGCCAUGGCCACCACGGUGACCUGCACCCGUUUCACCGACGAGUACCAGCUGUACGAGGAUAUUGGCAAGGGGGCUUUCUCUGUGGUCCGACGAUGCGUCAAGCUCUGUACCGGCCAUGAAUAUGCAGCCAAGAUCAUUAAUACCAAGAAGCUGUCCGCCAGAGAUCACCAGAAACUGGAGAGAGAGGCUCGGAUCUGUCGCCUGCUGAAGCAUUCCAACAUUGUACGUCUCCACGACAGCAUCUCUGAAGAAGGCUUCCACUACCUGGUCUUCGAUCUGGUCACUGGUGGGGAGCUCUUCGAAGACAUCGUGGCGAGAGAGUACUACAGCGAGGCUGAUGCCAGUCACUGCAUCCAGCAGAUCCUGGAAGCUGUUCUCCAUUGUCACCAAAUGGGGGUCGUCCACAGAGACCUCAAGCCUGAGAACCUGCUUCUGGCCAGCAAAUGCAAAGGGGCCGCAGUGAAACUGGCAGACUUCGGCCUGGCCAUCGAGGUGCAGGGAGACCAGCAGGCGUGGUUUGGAUUUGCGGGAACGCCGGGCUACCUGUCCCCUGAGGUCCUUCGGAAGGAGGCAUAUGGCAAACCCGUGGACAUCUGGGCAUGUGGGGUGAUCCUGUACAUCCUGCUGGUGGGCUACCCACCUUUCUGGGAUGAGGACCAGCACAAGCUAUACCAGCAGAUCAAGGCUGGGGCCUAUGAUUUCCCAUCCCCUGAGUGGGACACCGUUACUCCUGAAGCCAAAAACCUCAUCAACCAGAUGUUGACCAUCAACCCUGCCAAACGCAUCACGGCCCAUGAGGCCCUGAAGCAUCCAUGGGUCUGCCAACGCUCCACGGUGGCCUCUAUGAUGCACAGACAGGAGACUGUGGAAUGCCUGAAGAAGUUCAAUGCAAGGAGGAAGCUGAAGGGAGCCAUCCUCACCACUAUGCUGGCCACACGGAAUUUCUCAGCAGCCAAGAGUUUACUCAACAAGAAAGCAGAUGGAGUCAAGCCACAGACAAACAGCACCAAAAACAGCUCGGCCAUCACCAGCCCCAAAGGAUCCCUCCCUCCUGCUGCCCUGGAGUCUUCCGACAGCACCAACACAACCAUAGAGGAUGAAGAUGCCAAAGCCCCCAGGGUCCCUGAUGUCCUGAGCUUGGUGAGGAGGGGCUCAGGAGCCCCAGAAGCCGAGGGCCCCCUGUCCUGCCCAUCUCCAGUUCCCAUUAGUCCCCUUCCAGCCCCGUCCCCCAGGAUCUCUGACAUCCUGAGCUCGGUGAGAAGGGGCUGUGGAACCCCAGAAGCUGAGGGACCCCUAUCAGUGGGGCCCCCACCCUGCUUGUCUCCGGGUCUCCUAGGCCCCCUGCCCACCCCGUCCCCCAGGAUCUCUGACAUCCUCAACUCAGUGAGGCGGGGCUCAGGGACCCCAGAAGCUGAGGGCCUCCCACCAGUGGGCCCCCCACCCUGCCCAUCUCCGACUCUCCCUGGCCCCUUGCCCACCCCAUCCCGGAAGCAGGAGAUCAUCAAGACCACAGAGCAGCUCAUUGAGGCCGUCAACAACGGCGACUUUGAGGCCUAUGCGAAAAUCUGUGACCCAGGCCUGACCUCAUUUGAGCCUGAAGCUCUGGGCAACCUAGUCGAAGGGAUGGAUUUCCACAGAUUCUACUUCGAGAACCUGCUGGCCAAGAACAGCAAGCCGAUCCACACCACCAUCCUGAACCCGCACGUGCACGUCAUUGGUGAGGAUGCAGCCUGUAUUGCCUACAUCCGCCUCACACAGUACAUCGAUGGCCAGGGCCGGCCCCGAACCAGCCAGUCCGAAGAGACCCGCGUGUGGCACCGCCGUGAUGGCAAGUGGCAGAAUGUACAUUUCCACUGCUCGGGCGCUCCCGUGGCCCCACUGCAGUGAGAGCUGCGCCUGGUUUCACCGGACAGAGUUGGUGUUUGGAGCCCAGCCGCCCUCGGGCGCACGGCCUGCCUGUAGCAUGUUUGUGUCUGCCUCGUCCCCUCCCCUGGUGCCUGUGUCUGCAGAAAAACAAGACCAGAUGUGAUUUGUUUUUAAAAAUGAGAUGACAACAACAA
Peromyscus eremicus (cactus mouse) is the source of this 2121-nucleotide messenger RNA. RefSeq names its product calcium/calmodulin dependent protein kinase II beta (gene Camk2b). The record is from RefSeq and is a predicted model, not a curated record. The transcript is spliced from 22 exons. NCBI's taxonomy places the organism in Eukaryota, Metazoa, Chordata, Mammalia, Rodentia, Cricetidae. Gene Ontology annotation, biological process: protein phosphorylation. Gene Ontology annotation, cellular component: neuron projection; cytoplasm. Bases 65 to 1948 code for a protein of 627 amino acids. Gene Ontology annotation, molecular function: calmodulin binding; ATP binding; calcium/calmodulin-dependent protein kinase activity.